UCUACUCUAUUAUAAAAAAAUUAUCAGUCUUUUCUUUUCUUCACCAAAACCCACAAAAAUGGAGUCCUCCAAGAUUUCAGCUCUUCUUCUCAUUUGCAUGCUUUUCAUUUCCUCUGCUGCUCCAAUUCUUGGCUGUGGCAGUUGUGGCAAACCACGGCAUAAGCACAAAAGCCCUAAAAGACCAAAAACUGUUCCUCCAAUUGUUAAGCCUCCAAUUAAUUUGCCUCCUGUUACAGUUCCUCCAAUUGUAAAACCACCAAUCACACUCCCUCCCGUUACAGUUCCUCCAAUUGUAAAACCACCAGUGACACUCCCUCCCGUUACAGUUCCUCCAAUUGUAAAACCACCAGUGACACUCCCUCCUGUUACAGUUCCUCCAAUUGUGAAGCCACCAGUUACGCUCCCUCCUGUUACAGUCCCUCCGGUUACAGUUCCUCCAGUUUUAAAUCCACCAAAGGGAAGUGGGAAAAAACCUUGCCCAUCACCACCAGCAAAACAGGAGACUUGCCCUAUUGACACACUGAAAUUAGGGGCUUGUGUUGAUUUGCUUGGUGGGUUAGUGCACAUUGGGCUAGGGGACCCUGUUGUGAACCAGUGCUGUCCAGUUAUUGAAGGACUUGCAGGUCUUGAAGCUGCUGUUUGCUUAUGCACUACUCUUAAGCUUAAACUUCUCAACCUUAAUGUUUAUGUCCCCAUUGCCCUUCAACUCCUUGUUACUUGUGGAAAGACUCCUCCUCCUGGUUACACUUGCUCUCUUUAGAUCCAAGUUAAGUUGCAAGAAACGAUAGAAUGGUGUGGAAAUCGACAUGAGAGGAUGUCGAGUGUACCUUGAAUUAAUUUUCUUGAUUUGUAUUUGAUGAUGUUUGGGUUCUUAAUUUGUAAAACCAUUUAAUUAUUGUUGGUAUAAUAUUGUUGGAUGUGUGGUGAUUGGUCUUCAGACAAGGAAGCAAUGCAAGAGAUUUUCUUUAUGAUUUUAGAUUCUCA
Messenger RNA from Jatropha curcas, 984 nucleotides. Its product is annotated as Bifunctional inhibitor/lipid-transfer protein/seed storage 2S albumin superfamily protein. The record is from RefSeq and is a predicted model, not a curated record. Lineage: Eukaryota; Viridiplantae; Streptophyta; Magnoliopsida; Malpighiales; Euphorbiaceae.